Molecule: messenger RNA, 1392 nt
Organism: Asparagus officinalis (garden asparagus)
Lineage: Eukaryota; Viridiplantae; Streptophyta; Magnoliopsida; Asparagales; Asparagaceae
Exons: 2
Coding region: 1-1392 (463 amino acids)
Source: RefSeq, a predicted model, not a curated record
AUGAGCCAUCAAGAUGGAAGUACUAUUUUUGAACACUUGGUUACAAAGGGGAUGGAUCUUUCGUACCGAAUGAAAUCACAUUGGAAUAAGCAUGGAGAGAAACAAGAAAGUGCUGAGAAGCUUGAUUAUGAAGCCAUUACGGACGAGACAUAUAACUUAUUCCAAGCUGCCUACUUUUUGGAUGAAGAACUUGUCCAGCCUAUACCUAUUAAUGAACCUACUGAACAUGGGCAUGGUGACGAGUUCAUAAGGAGACUAGAAGAAACACAAACUCCUUUGUAUACAGGCUGUGAAAGUUACACAAAGUUGUCAGCCAUUGUAGAUUUGUAUGGACUCAAAGGCAAGAGUGGAUUAUCAAGUAAACAUUUCAAUGAGUUGUUAGAUAUCAUUAAACGUAUGUUGCCAAAGGACAAUGUUUUGCUAGAUUCAGCCGCCUCGAUUAAAAGCUUCCUCAAGAUAUUUGACAUGGGGUAUGAAAAAAUUCACGCUUGUGUGAAUGAUUGCUGUCUCUUUAGAAAUAAGUAUGAGGAUCUGGACAACUGUCCAACAUGUGGUGCUUCAAGAUGGAAGAUAAAUAAGCGUACUAAAGAAAUCAGAAAAGGUGUUCUAGUUAAGGUUUUGAGAUAUUUUCCUAUUAUUCCUAGAUUUAAAAGGAUGUUUCGGUCUUCACAAAUGGCUAAAGAUUUGAGAUGGCAUUUUGGUAACAAAAGCACUAAUGGGAAAAUGCGUCACCCUGUUGAUUCUUUAGCUUGGGACCUGGUUAAUGAUAAAUGGCCCUCAUUUGCAGCUGAUCCACGCAAUCUCAGACUUGGACUUGCUAUUGAUGGUUUCAACCCGUUCUCCAUCUUAAGCUCUAAAUAUAGUUGUUGGCCGGUAAUGCUUGUAAAUUAUAAUUUGCCUCCUAUGUUGUGCAUGAAGAAAGAGAAUAUUAUGCUAACAUUGUUGAUUCCUGGUCCAAAGCAGCCGGGAAACGACAUAGAUAUUUAUCUGCAACCACUUGUAGAUGAUUUGCAAUUGUUGUGGGAGAAUGGGGUUGAGGCUUAUGAUGCAUUUAGCAAAUCAAUUUUCAAUUUGAAGACAAUGUUGAUGUGGACUAUAAAUGACUUUCCAGCAUAUGGAAAUCUUGCUGGUUGUUCUACAAAAGGAAGAAAAGCAUGCCCUAUAUGUGGGAAAAAUACACAUCAUAGAUGGUUACGCUUCAGCAAGAAGUUUUCAUACAUGGGUCACAGGAAAUUUCUGAAACCCUCUCAUCCAUACCGAAGAAAGAAAUCGUGGUUUGAUAAUAGUGUAGAGCAUGGCAGCAAGCCCAGAGCCCUAACAGGUCACAAUAUUUCUGCUAUUCUAAAUGACUUUCCAAAUGAUUUUGGAAAAGGAACUUCUAUUACGUUAUAA